AUGCCAACCGCUGUCGAGAUCAAUACCUUCUAUCAUCAGUCCCAACUCGUAAACGCAGACUACGAAAGUGUGGUCCGCCCGAAUGCAGAGACCCUGUACUCCAUGGCCUUCCUCGAUCUCGCCGGAUCCGGCUUGCAAGAUGCAAUGACGCUUCUGUUGGAGAAUGGACACGAUCCAGAUCCAUACACUGCCGACGGCCAAACACCCUUGUUGUGGGCGGCCAACAAGGUCCGAAGAGUUAGCGCGCUGCACAUGACCCGGGAGGGAGAGGGGGGAAGCGAAACCUUUUGGAACCGACCUCCAGAGGAAGCAUGGAGAUCAGGACUGUGCAACGGGAUCCUCGACAUGUUUGACAAGCUGUUUGGGAAGAAGGAAGACGCCGUCUUGCCUCUUCACCAAUGCACGAGAGUGUAUGGUAUCGCGAGUUACGCGCUGCACAUGACUGCUUUGUUUGCGCAAAUGUUCUCGGUCGGGCUUGUCACAUACUCUGGAGGGCAUGGCUCAGAUUUGUAUAUGGCUCGCAUCUCGCGCACGAUCAAAAGGUUCCGCCUCCUGGGCGUUAUGCCCACCGCUUCAGGCACUAUUGUCGAGAGAGUAGAGCUCUCCUGUCUCGGAGGACUGGUACUAAAGCCGGUGUGGGCUUUCAAAUUGGAUCCAAUCCCCGAAUUGACGGCCUGGACGCGAGGUGUGGUCGAUCCUGGAAGUAUAUAUCGAGUUCGACAUGAUAUCGAGGCGAGAAUCUGCCAGCUGCUCGAUAUUUGGGAUACCACGAUUGUUAUCGAUGACAAACCGGUGACAGAGCGUGUCAAGCUCCGUAUGGGCAACGGGUUUUCUCUCAGAAGCCAAGCGGCCGAUUUUCUCAUUCACGGCACACGAUAA
Messenger RNA from Rhinocladiella mackenziei CBS 650.93, 879 nucleotides. RefSeq lists its product as uncharacterized. The record is from RefSeq and is a predicted model, not a curated record. NCBI's taxonomy places the organism in Eukaryota, Fungi, Ascomycota, Eurotiomycetes, Chaetothyriales, Herpotrichiellaceae. The transcript has 2 exons. Bases 1 to 879 code for a protein of 292 amino acids.